AUGACGCCUGGUCCAUUGGGUCCACAAGAAGCAUGCCUUAUUCGAUGCUUCGCACAAGAGUUGGCAACAACAUUUGAUACGACAGAUAGAACCGGCCAUUUCGCUACGCAUCUUCCUAUGCGAGCUUUGAGAAACUCCCUAGUCCUCAAUGCUAUAUGCGGGAUUUCCGCUCAAUAUCUGCUACGAAUGUCCACGGAGUCAUCAUCACCAGGGAUGGUUAAGUUCCAAGGAACAAAGCUGCCACAUCUUACCGAGGAGUCAGUGAUGCAAUACCAGAGCACAUGCAUUAAUCUUCUUAUCGAUGCUUCUGCUAAUCCAGAGGAACAUGCAGAUGGCGAUAUACUGUCAGCUAUCACUAUCCUUCGAUUCCAUGAACAAAAUGAUGUUUUGAUGACCGGAUCAGAUUUCGAGGUCUUUCAAAGAGCGGUGCAACACAACUUCGAAACGCAGUUCGCACAAGGGCGUGGGUUGGGACAAGCUCUACCCAGCCUCUUCACCCCACUUCCCAUCUUUCAACCAAACCAUCUAUCUGCGAAUAUCGCGGCAUACCUAGUAGCUCUGCGGAUGGAAAUAUGGGCAGUGCUGCUGUAUCAGCGUCCCAUAAGAUUACCCCUCCCAUCGUUCAAGGACUGCCGACAUGUCCACGAUGGCGAGAUUGAUGACGACUACUUGUGGACCAGGAGAGUCCUCGUAUGGUGCGCGCACGUGCUAAAGCUGCAUUUUGGUAGCGAUGGGUUCGAUGUGAGCGACGAUGGUUACGCGAGCGCAUCGGAGCUGUGGGGCGCGCUGAAGGCCUUCGAAUUCGAUUGGGAUACGCGACCACCUUCCUGCUUCCAACCACUCUAUUCCCGGCAGAACGCGCCGCAACAAGGACGCUAUUUCCCCGAGUUGUGGUUGGCCAACCCAUGUCAAGUCAUGGCUCUCCAGCACAUCGAGUUCGGGCGGAUGAUGCUAGCUAACCACGAGGCACAGCUCCAGAAUCGGAGGCUAGGAGGCGGUGAGCUUGCAUCCCAAGCUUCCGAGGCACUCUUCUUGCAUUCCAUGAGAACCAUCUGCGGGCUCGCGGCAUGCCACUCGGAUCGACAUGAGGCACUCACGGCCGCUGCUGUUGCGAUUUCCAUGUGCGGUAAAUACGUGCGCGACGCCGGGGAGCGAUCAGCUUUGAUGUCAAUCCUCCACAAGCUCAGAACUGACUUCGCUUGGAAUAUCAGUCAUGCUGUGAACGCACUCAAUGGUGGGGCUGGGGAUGCGACUCAAGGUGACUUACGUACGUAG
Molecule: messenger RNA, 1275 nt
Organism: Alternaria alternata
Lineage: Eukaryota; Fungi; Ascomycota; Dothideomycetes; Pleosporales; Pleosporaceae
Exons: 3
Coding region: 1-1275 (424 amino acids)
Biological process (GO): positive regulation of transcription by RNA polymerase II
Cellular component (GO): nucleus
Molecular function (GO): DNA-binding transcription factor activity; transcription cis-regulatory region binding
Source: RefSeq, a predicted model, not a curated record